This is a messenger RNA of Colletotrichum spaethianum, 252 nucleotides long. RefSeq lists its product as uncharacterized. The record is from RefSeq and is a predicted model, not a curated record. NCBI's taxonomy places the organism in Eukaryota, Fungi, Ascomycota, Sordariomycetes, Glomerellales, Glomerellaceae. Bases 1 to 252 code for a protein of 83 amino acids. The transcript has a single exon.
AUGUUUGCCGCUGGUCUCGGGAGUUCAGCUUUGGUUGCACUGCCGCCUCGGCCAACGUGCCGCGCGAACCAUUCCAUCGACUGGAGGCUCGGUGACGGUAGUGAGAGGCUCAUCCUUCAGAAGGUGGACACCAUCACCGACCUUGUCUACGACCGCCUCCUGACAAGAGGUGGUUUCCAGUGGAAAUGCAAGGACGAGUCCGUACUCUGCCAGACCAAACCACAGAUGACCUCCAAGCUCAGGCUCAUGUAA